GUGGACGCGAAGAAAAGAAAGUUUUUGUGAUUCUACCAAGUUUCCUUUUCUAGUCAACCAAUUAUUACACCACCACCAACAAUACCCAUUACUAUUGAACCUGGAACCAGUUUGUAUUAAAUAGUGCUUUCAUUGGUGCCUUAGCAUCAUCUUGUAACAUUUGUUAUUAGUAAAGUACUUUUUCAUUUUAUCACAGUUCUUUUUAAAGUCAAAUUGGCAACAAGUUGGUUGAAGGACAAGCACACACAUGGACAGGGAAGAAGGUAGAAUGGUGAUCAAGGGGCGUGCACAGAUUGACACUCGAGCCCCAUUCAGUUCUGUUAAAGAAGCAGUUAUGUUGUUCGGAGAAAGAGUCUUGGUUGGGGAAAUUUAUGCCAACAAGCUCAAAGAGAUGCAAGCUGAGGCAAGUGAAACUGGGAAUGCACAAUCCAAACCUGGAUCAAUGGCAGCUGAGCUAGAAGAAACAAAGAAGAAUCUUGAGGGAGCUAGAGAAGAAGCUAGUUUCUUGAGCCAGUGCAUCAAGUCCCUGAAAAAGGAACUUGAUCAGACAAAGAAAGAGCUAGAAGACACAAAGGCAAGAGAGAUGAAAUUGCUGCAAAGAAGGGAUGAUCCAGAGAUUGAAGACCUCAAGUUCAUUGCAAAUGCAACAACCAAUGAGGAAAUCAAAAUACAAAAUGAUGAGGAUGAAGCUGAGUUCCAAAGAAGAAGAUAUGUGAAAUUUGCUAGCCCUCAUGUACUGGCUGAAGUUAUUCCAAAUAAAGAGGACAUGCUUGGGAGACAUCACUCAGUGAAGAAGGGUAAGAAGAAGCCACUAAUGCCUUUGGGGUGGCUUUUUUCUAAAAAGAAGGAAAGCCAUGAAGUUGAUCACUCUCCUAGAGCCUAAGAAGUGCCCUUCUGAUUAGCUGGCUAAUUAACAUGCUUCAAUUUCUAUGGUGAUUUGAUUUCCUUAUUCAUAAAAUGUCUUCUGAUUAAUAAUUACCUGUCUUCAUUUUUUUCUCUGUUUUUCUAGCUAUUUGCUUGUUUUGAUGGUAAAAGGAGAGGAGAGAGUUGCCCCCUCUCGAUUUUGUAAAUCUGUAACUCGUAUUUGCUUAAUGAUGUGCAUUUCCUUGGAGUC
Lotus japonicus is the source of this 1114-nucleotide messenger RNA. Its product is annotated as WEB family protein At3g51220-like. The transcript is spliced from 2 exons. The record is from RefSeq and is a predicted model, not a curated record. The coding region runs from base 248 to 883 and encodes 211 amino acids. NCBI's taxonomy places the organism in Eukaryota, Viridiplantae, Streptophyta, Magnoliopsida, Fabales, Fabaceae.